Messenger RNA from Fusarium verticillioides 7600, 944 nucleotides. RefSeq lists its product as hypothetical. Bases 230 to 718 code for a protein of 162 amino acids. Lineage: Eukaryota; Fungi; Ascomycota; Sordariomycetes; Hypocreales; Nectriaceae. The transcript has 2 exons. The record is from RefSeq and is a predicted model, not a curated record.
GCUGCAAUAAUCUUCAUGGAGCGGCAUUCUGAAGCUUCCGACAAGUAAAAUGGAUCGAUAGCUCAGUGGUACGAGCGAGGGAUUGCAGAUCCCUAGGUCGCGUGUUCGAUCCACGCUCGGUCCUAGUACUUAUUCUUUUGGCUCUUUUUGCUAUUGCCUGGCGGUCUCAUCUUCCCUACACGGCUCCUCCAAUUGCUUACAUCGAGAUGUCAGCUUAUUUGUUUCAACAAUGCUCGGACGAUCAUUGUUUUGGACUUUCUUUUCUUUUCGAUUUUGCUAUGAUACCAAUCGUUUCCGGCUGAUAUAUCACAAAAUGGCUUCAGGCUUGUUCUCUGGUGUCUCUCCAUGGCAUAUUCCCGCCAUGUUUAUAGGCACCGCCUUCACUCUUGGUGGUCUUCUCCCUCUGAGAGCCCCGGACCGUGCUAUGCGCGAGUACGGGUUGCCUGAGGGUAUUGCCAGGUCAGAGCCAGCGCAAUUAGCAUUUGGUAUCUACGGCACUCGUGUAGCUGCUUAUGGCGUCGCUCUGUGGACGUUCUAUCUUCGUGGUGAAUACCAUGUAGUUGAUACGCUCAUGAGCUUACUCUUCUUGUGGGGUGUGGCUGAUUGUUGGAUUUGUAUUAAGGCUGGUGUGCCAGGAACAGCUGCCUGGAGAUUCGUGAGUAGUAUCAUGAUUGGCGGGUAUGGAUAUCUUGGAUUAACUGCGAAGGAGUCUCUCUGAAUCUCUGCUCUACAUGAUUGCUUUAGGUAGUGGAUCUCGAAGUUGUUGGUGAAUAAGUCCUUGACUUAUCAUCUACUCGCUGCCUCAUCUCGUUGAUUUAUGGUGAUAACAAAUACGCAUUGGCAACACAACAUGUUGUCUGUGUGAAAUAUUGAACCGUACUACGAAAUCUCUCAAAUAGUUAAGGCCAUGGUCAUUUACAUCAACAGUACGGAGUAAUGCAAGC